This is a messenger RNA of Lampris incognitus (smalleye Pacific opah), 2977 nucleotides long. RefSeq names its product serine/threonine-protein kinase ICK-like. Gene Ontology annotation, biological process: cilium assembly; intraciliary transport; intracellular signal transduction. Bases 229 to 2157 code for a protein of 642 amino acids. NCBI's taxonomy places the organism in Eukaryota, Metazoa, Chordata, Actinopteri, Lampriformes, Lampridae. Gene Ontology annotation, cellular component: cilium; nucleus; cytoplasm. The record is from RefSeq and is a predicted model, not a curated record. The transcript is spliced from 14 exons. Gene Ontology annotation, molecular function: protein serine/threonine kinase activity; ATP binding.
CGCGCAUGCUCAGUGAGACCGCAUCCCGAGUCCUGACGAGCGAGUGGAAAUAAACAAAAGCUAGCAGGAGGCAAAGCCCCGACAUCAUGAGUCCUCCAGCUUUGCCUGUUGUUCACUGCUGCUGUCACAGGAAAAUCUGGUUACACUCCGCAGCAGAAGGGAGACGCAUCUCUUUUUUCCGCCCAACUGUUAUCUGCCCCCAGACGAUGGUGCGGAAGGAGGAUCGCAAUGAAUAGAUACACUACUAUCAGGCAGCUCGGGGAUGGCACCUAUGGCUCAGUCAUUCUCGGCCGCAGUCUGGAAUCGGGGGAACUAGUUGCCAUCAAAAAAAUGAAGAGGAAGUUCUACUCCUGGGAAGAAUGCAUGAACCUCCGUGAAGUCAAAUCCUUAAAGAAACUCAACCACGCAAAUGUUGUCAAGCUUAAGGAGGUCAUCCGAGAGAACGACCACCUGUACUUCGUGUUUGAGUACAUGAAGGAGAACUUGUAUCAGCUCAUGAAAGACAGGACUCGGCUGUUUCCCGAAUCGGCCGUGAGGAACAUUAUGUUUCAGAUACUACAGGGGCUCGCGUUCAUUCACAAGCACGGUUUUUUCCAUAGGGAUAUGAAACCAGAGAAUCUCCUGUGCAUGGGACCAGAACUAGUGAAAAUUGCCGACUUUGGGCUUGCCCGUGAGAUAAGAUCACGCCCACCAUACACCGACUAUGUCUCAACUAGAUGGUACAGAGCCCCAGAAGUGCUCCUCAGAUCCACUUCCUACAGUUCUCCCAUAGACCAGUGGGCCGUGGGUUGCAUCAUGGCAGAGCUUUACACCCUCAGGCCUCUUUUCCCCGGCUCCAGCGAAGUGGACACCAUAUUCAAAAUCUGCCAAGUCUUAGGAACGCCAAAGAAGAAUGAUUGGCCAGAGGGCUACCAGUUGGCUAGUGCCAUGAAUUUUCGCUGGCCUCAGUGUGUGCCCAGUAACCCAAGGACGCUGAUUCCGAAUGCCAGUGCUGAAGCCAUCCACCUAAUGAGGGACCUGAUCCAAUGGGACCCCAAGAAGAGACCAACCUCUGGCCAGGCCCUUCGGUACUCCUACUUCUGUGUGGGUCAGGCUUUAGGCACUCCUCAGCAGAUCCUGGAGCAGGGCAGGCCUCAGCCAUGUCCCACACCAUUACAGGCCCCACCACAGUCGCAGCAGACCCUGCCCCAGCAACCUCUGCUGCUCAAACCGGUGCCCCCUGCCCAGCCGCCACCUCCCAACCAACACUGCUCCCCAUCCAGGCCUCUUCAACAGAUCCAGCCGUCGCUGGUGUCAGCACCCAUCCAGGCCCCGCUGUUCCCACAGCGCACAGAUCUGGUGCGAGAGCAGCUGCCCAACCCCUCGCUGAAGGCUGAGCGGAGCGAGGGAACGCCGCAAAGCCAGCUCCCUUACAUCGUGGACAAGGGUCUCCAGAACAAGGAGUCCGAGAAUACAAACCUGCUGAACUAUCAACUGAAGCCCAAGGGUGGCCGCCGGCGUUGGGGGCACGGCACCGGACUUGUUAAAGGGGAGGACUGGGACGAGUACGAGGACGCAGACCUGAUUUCGCUUACUGUUCUCAACAAAACUCGGUUCUCCGGAGAGAAGUCAAGGCAAGCCAAGGACACACAGAGCAGGUAUGGAAAUGUUCUGGAUUUCAGCAAGCCUAAUGGGAAGGAAGAGGCCCCAUUAAACCUGAAUAAGACUGCAGGAUACCAAGAGUCAUCAAGGACAGCCUCUGCAAAACAGCACUACCUGAAGCAGUCAAGAUAUUUACCCGGAAUCAGUACAAAGCAGAACAUGGCCAUAGAUUCUAGCAAAGACCCCAGCGGAAGCCACCUUUGGGGCAACAGCAGUAUUCCUUUUGGAGGGACUCUGCCGAACAGAGGAACUCACGGUACAAAUACUCUACCAAGUGGAUAUGUGCCAUCCAUUUACAAGAAAGAGCUUGGUUCUGCUGGACAGAGAGGGCAACCUGGACCAAUAGUGGAUUCAACAGCAUCAAAUUAUGCAACAUGGAGGUCUAGCCGGAGCCAAAUGAGCACCUCGGCUUACGCGCCAUCAGCCAACAAGACGACCGCGGGUCUUCUGCCUCGUCCCCCAGUGCAGACCAUUCAUGGGCGAACGGAUUGGUCCGCCAAAUAUGGAUACCGCUAGUGGCUUUUUGGGGGCACAGAUUUAUGCCCUGGGUGAGAUAUUUGUGCUCCUAAGAACUCUUUCCUCUCCAAAGAGUAGGCCUAGAUCUUUUAUAAUCAAGAUGUGUACAUAUAUAUCCUAUAAAGCAAUAAAAUUUUGUUUCACUGUGUACUACAUACUGUAUGUUGUGUGGCGUAGUAUUUCCUAAGUGUGCGUGUAUGGAUAAAUGCAACCAACCCAAAGUUUAACCCAUUCAUGUUUUUGAAUUUUGCUCAAUUUUUGAUUUUCGGGAUUUCUUUUACAUCAGCAUUACAAAAAUGUAGCCCUGUUCAAGUUACCCCGGUGCCAUCGGUCUUGUAUUGUAUUUAUUAUCAUCACACAACUUUCACUAACCAGUGACUGUAUGUAUGCAUAAAGUAAACAUGAAAACUGCACUGUGACUUCUGUUUUCGGCCAACCAGUUACUUUGCCUUAGUAUGCUGUUGCGUUAUUGUUAUUGCUGUAUUAAUAUGCAAUUUUUUAUUACAUUUUUUAUACAGUGCUUUGUUUCAUGAACCUGAGCAUCCAGGUAACGUCCUCUGUAUUAUUUUAAUUUUGCCAUUUUUUUUAAGUGAAGCUCAAGGAAGUCCAUUAAUUUAUGAUGUGGGAAUUCAACGCAAAAUACUGUUUAAAUAUUUAGCAUACAAAUGCUCCGCUCUGGUGUCAGUCUUCUUUCAGGCCGCAGACUUUAAAUUUGUCCAACUUGAUUUUCUGGGCUAAAUUCUUGGCCUCGCUAUGUAACUCGUCAGUCACCAGGUUUCAUGAAAUGUUUUAUUUGGUAUGUUGAAUAUUAAAUAUUUGA